AACAAAAAUGAGAGAGCUUUAAGAGACCAGAGAUCAAGAACCUUUCCAAAAGAGAAGUCGAGCAGCUCUGCCGUAGAGCAUCAUCCUUGGGAAUAACAAGUUGAGACCCUUAGUUGCAUCAUACAGACAAACAAAACGUCGCCGGAACAAGGGAAGACAAAGAGUUGUUUUGUCGAAAAAGAUGUUGAAUUAUGAAUGGGGAAACCCCACAGCGAUAAUAUUAUCAGGUGAAGAGCCUAACCAGGAAGCCGAGCCAGAUGGUCAUAUUUUCGAUCACUAUGUUACCAACGCGGCGACCCAGCAGCAAUCUUUCAACGAAACUCUCCUUUCCCACCAGCACAACGCUGUUUUCGCUCACCAAAACCCUUUCCAUAACCCUAACCAAGAUCAAACUCAUUCCCAACCCCACGCCUAUCUACACUCCCUGUACGACCCACGCACCUACUCCGGCACGUCUGUUUACUCAACACCCCACUCUUCUUUGCUCUCCCUGGAUCCUGUUUCCGGUACCGGAGGAGGCGGUUACUUUCUGGUUCCUAAGACUGAGCAAGUGUCCAGAGAUGUUGACUUUACAGCAAGGAUUGGUCUCAACUUAGGUGGCCGUACGUAUUUUUCCUCUGCUGAGGAUGACUUUGUGAACCGGCUUUAUCGCAGUCGCAGGUCUAGACCGGGAGAUCCCAGUUCAACCAACUCCCCUAGAUGUCAAGCCGAGGGUUGCAAUGCCGAUCUUAGCAACGCUAAGCACUAUCAUCGCCGACAUAAAGUUUGCGAGUUCCAUUCAAAGGCCUCCACUGUCAUCGCCGCCGGCUUGACUCAACGAUUCUGCCAGCAGUGCAGCAGAUUCCAUCUUCUAUCAGAGUUCGACAACGGAAAACGUAGCUGUCGGAAGAGAUUAGCCGAUCAUAAUCGUAGAAGGCGAAAAUCUCAACAACAGCACCACCAUCCCAAUAAUCAAGAAAAGCAGGUGAAGCUUGAAAAUGGGCGCCAUUCCUCCUCUGAUAACCACCAAAGGUCACCACCACCGCCGGAUUCUAGAGUUCAGUCUUCCUCAUCGGUAACAGUGGCAGUUUCUCCGCCGCGAAUGUCAUUGGAUUAUUUCAGGCAAAGAUCAUAUAGUGCAAUGGCAUCUUCGUCAUCAUCACCAAGCACGUUUUUUUUCUCAAGUGGGUGAUUAGGACUGAGAAUAAGUGAGAUUCCAUUGAACUUACAAUGGAGAUUUGAAAGAAGUCAAAGAAUUUGCCUUGUGAAUAACAAGUUGAAUUUCCCUAGUGUUGUUAACUUCUUUCCCCCCCCUGAAAUUUCAAAAUUUCAUGUCAAGAAUAUCAGUUGGUGUUUGAUUAUACUAUAAGCAUCAACGACUUGGACCAAUGGAGCAUGUAAUACAUAUUAUAUAUAUUCCUAAAUUUCAAAUACAUUAUAUGUAACUGAAAUUGCAAUUUGCAGUGUUGAUGU
Messenger RNA from Hibiscus syriacus, 1452 nucleotides. Its product is annotated as squamosa promoter-binding-like protein 8. Gene Ontology annotation, cellular component: nucleus. Lineage: Eukaryota; Viridiplantae; Streptophyta; Magnoliopsida; Malvales; Malvaceae. The record is from RefSeq and is a predicted model, not a curated record. Bases 182 to 1171 code for a protein of 329 amino acids. Gene Ontology annotation, molecular function: DNA binding. The transcript is spliced from 4 exons.